This is a messenger RNA of Caenorhabditis elegans, 984 nucleotides long. RefSeq names its product Carbohydrate sulfotransferase (gene F55B12.2). Gene Ontology annotation, cellular component: membrane. NCBI's taxonomy places the organism in Eukaryota, Metazoa, Nematoda, Chromadorea, Rhabditida, Rhabditidae. Gene Ontology annotation, biological process: chondroitin sulfate proteoglycan biosynthetic process; positive regulation of response to oxidative stress. The record is from RefSeq and is marked reviewed. The transcript is spliced from 8 exons. Gene Ontology annotation, molecular function: chondroitin 4-sulfotransferase activity; sulfotransferase activity. The coding region runs from base 1 to 984 and encodes 327 amino acids.
AUGACCAAGAAUGGGCAUUUAUUUCUACUGACAAAUCUGAAAAUUGUUAGAAAACAGUCUGCGGAUCGUUCAAAAAACAGAAUCAUAUUUCAAGCAUUUGCCAUCAACUUCAUAGUUAUCUUAUACUAUUACGGAAUGGCAUCUGAAAUUCGCCAACUUAGAGAUAAUCACCUUGACUUCAUCCAACCAUAUGUAAAUAUUAGAUCGGAUCUAUUUAUUGCUCCUAAAUAUAAGAUUUUAUCAUGUGGAAUUCGAAAAUCGAUGUCCCAACUUUUAAUCAAUAUAAUGUGCUUACUACACAAUGAAACAGAGUUUCAGAACCAAAAUCGAUCUUUAAAUGAUACGUGGAUGUCUGAAAGAGUAUGCUCUCACAAAGAUCCAGAGUUCCACAUUCCUCAAAAAAACGUGGAACAAUAUCAAAAUCUCACAAAAUUUGCGUUCAUCCGGGAUCCCUUUGAUAGAUUCAUCUCAUUCUAUUUGCACGUUUGUAAAAAUGACAAUGGAUGCUGGGAUUGCGGUGACAAUAUGCGAUGUGUUGUGAGAAAUGUGUAUAAAAGUCUGAAAAGUUAUGAGAAUGACCCAGAUGAAGCUUCGUCGUCUUCGAUAGACAGACAUGCCGCGCCAAUUACAUGGAACUGUAACUUCCAAGAAACCUUCUCACAAUAUCACCUCAUUAAAAUUGGCUUCGACUAUCAAAGUAGACAUGCUGCAAUUACUCAACUCACAGAUAUUCUAUACACAAAUCGUGUUUCUGACACACUUAUUACCAAGAUCUCAAACGAAUCAAUGACUGGUGAAACGUUACAUGGUACCCACAAAUCAGUGGGAAGAGUUCAGGCUGAACAACAAGUGAACGAGGAUUCUGUAGUCCGAGAGUAUCUUCACAAAAUCUACUUCUUUGAUUAUUUGAUCUUCAAUUUUGAUACAAAUCACUUGGAUGAUGAAUAUAAACAACUAUUAACAUCAUGGAAACUUUUCAAAUAA